AUGUCAAAUCAUCGCGCUUCCCUCCUCGCUGGCCUCCGCACUGGUGGUGUUCGCUCGGUUUCGAACCCUGGUCAGAUCCCAAAUGCACCCAUGACAGCCGCUAUUGGCGGUCAAUUCCCUCGUCAUUCCUCUCCCUUCGUGUCGGGCAACGUCGUUGAAUUUCAAGGCUCUGACCAGUUUUAUUCCGACUCUUUUGAUACACUGCCGCCUGGGGCGCCAAUGACUGCUUCAGUUUUGGACGGUGGUAACUUUGUCAAUAUGCAACAGCAACAUGCCCAAGCCGUGUUUCUACAGGCUCAAAUGCAAGCGCAGGCGAUGCAGCGCGCCUUUUUGGUUGGACAAGCCAAUGCAAAUCGUGGUGUCUCCCCUGACCCACAGACCAUUCAGCUGCAAAUUGACUUGCUCAAGCUUCAGGCAUUGCAACAACAGCAACAACAGCAAUUUCAAGCUCAGAUGCUUGCACAGGCCCAGUUGCAACAGCAGCUCCAGCAAACUUCGCUCCCCCGCCGUCGUACCACAGAACCUACGACUGCCGGAUCCACUCCCUCGGUGUUCAGUCUCCCCAGUUUGGCACGUUCCCGCAAUGCUUCUGGCACAAAUGUGGACAACAUCGCCCCUCCUACGUCUGCUCUCGACAGCCGGUUCCCCACAAGCCGCGCGGCAUCCAGCCUCAACCCGAAUGCUGCUGCGUUCAAGAUGGGCGAGUCCGCUACCGCCAGUGUCACGUCGAAUAGUUGGAGGUCGGUGUCGAACACAGUCCCCACCGUGCAGAGCGGUCAGUGUCAGACGACUGUCAUUAGCGGAGGCACGUCCUUGGGAGCGAGCCAGGCAAAGCAUGAUGCCGCUGCUUCGUGGAGACGUUCUUCAACGACAUCCGGUCCCCCAAGUCCGACUGCGCCUCUGACCCGCGGAUCCUCUCCUCCCUCGUCGCCACCAGCUGUCUACGUCUCAACUCCAGAGGAGACCAGUCCCACGGAAUCUAGGAGUACCUCUCAAAUGACCCUUUUAGUAAAGCCGCGCCCUAUGCCUCUCCACUUCAACCUCAGUACUCUUCAUGAUGCCACUGAGGAUGGGAUGGCGGGGCAGGUCCUCGUCACUCCUGAGGAAGAUGACAGUAGGGAAGCUACCCCCACCUCAGGCACUUCUUCCAUUUCCUCCGCUCGUGAAGAAGCAUCGAAGAGGUUAUACGAGAGCUUGGGCAUUGGCCGACCAGCGAUGCAAACAGAGAUUAUUCGCCAGAUUUCAUUGCCAGCGAGGCAACCACGUGGACCUCCCUCUGGUGUGGAGGAAUUAGGUGCGAAGAACUUUGCUGCCCGCAUCAGGCGCAGAGCCAUCGGGGGCCUUGGAUCUCUCAUGGAAUCCAGGAAUCGUCGAGUCUCCAUGAUUGAAGUGGAGGCUUUCUGA
Molecule: messenger RNA, 1404 nt
Organism: Cantharellus anzutake
Lineage: Eukaryota; Fungi; Basidiomycota; Agaricomycetes; Cantharellales; Hydnaceae
Exons: 2
Coding region: 1-1404 (467 amino acids)
Source: RefSeq, a predicted model, not a curated record